Molecule: messenger RNA, 1432 nt
Organism: Hippopotamus amphibius kiboko
Lineage: Eukaryota; Metazoa; Chordata; Mammalia; Artiodactyla; Hippopotamidae
Gene: TMEM271
Product: transmembrane protein 271
Exons: 1
Coding region: 72-1178 (368 amino acids)
Source: RefSeq, a predicted model, not a curated record
AGGCGCAGGCGGCGGGGGCGGCGGCGGGCGGCGGCGGGCGCGCGGGGUGCGGGCCGGCUCGGGCGCGGAGGAUGAAGUGGAGCGUCCGCGGGGCCUGCGCCGCGCUCUCCUCCUGCCUGCUGCUCGCCUGCGCGCUCAGCGCCGCCGCCGUCGGCCUCAAGUGCUUCUCGCUGGGCUCGGAGCUGCGCGGGGAGCCGUUCCGGCUGGGGGCGGCCGCCGGCGCCUUCUACUCGGGGCUGCUGCUGGCCGCCGGCCUCUCGCUGCUCGGCGCCGCCCUGCUCUGCUGCGGGCCCCGGGACGCGCCCCUCGCGGGGCCGGGCCCGGGCCCGGGGCUCGGGGUGCCCGCGGCCCCCGCAGGGGCCCCGGAGGCCGCGCCGGGCGAGCCGGGGGGCGCAGCCGGGCCCGCGGGGCCGGCGCACAGCCAGAACCUGCUGCUGCUGGGCGUGCUCGUCUUCAUGCUCGGCGUCCUCAGCGCCUUCGCGGGGGCCGUGAUCGACGGCGACACCGUGUCGCUCGUGGAGCGCAAGUACUCGCACUACUGCCUGCCCCCCGGCCCCGGCCCGGCCCCGGGCCCCGCGGCCGCCGCCCCCGGCCCGGCCCCCGGCGCGCCGCGCGCCCGCAGCACCCCGGACGGCGCCACGCCCGCCAAGUGCCGCCAGCUGAAGGACUACCAGCGCGGCCUGGUGCUCUCCACCGUCUUCAACUCGCUCGAGUGCCUCCUGGGCCUGCUCAGCCUGCUGCUGGUCAAGAACUACAAGUCGUCGCAGGCCCGGCGCGGCCGGCGGAAGGGAGGCCGGGCCCCGGCGCGGCCCCGCGGCGGCCCGGGGCUCCGUGCGCAGCCGCCAGCCUCCCGGGCGCGGCGCGGCCGGCGGGGCCGGCGGGGGCGGCGGCUGCAGCCGCGGCCGAGCGAGGCUUGCAUCCUGUCCCCGGAGGAGUCGGACUUCGCCGCCCCGGGGGACUGCGCGGGCUUCGCGGCGCGCCACGCGGUCUCCUACAUCAACGUGGGCGUCUCCCGCGCGUUCGACGAGGCGGGCGUGGAGGUGUGCUGCGGGGGGCACCCGUCCGUGGAGCUGCCGGGGUACGCGCCCUCGGACCCCGACCUCAACGCCUCCUACCCCUACUGCUGCCGGCCGCCCUGCGAGGCGGCGCGCCCCUGGGAGCCGCGCCGGGCCUGCUGAGCCUCCGGGCCGAUCCGGACCUUCCGCGCCCGCCCCGGCUCCCCGGCCGCCCCGGCGGGCGAGGUCGGGGGCUGGCGCGGCGCGAAGCCGGGCCUCCCCGUGGCGCCGCGUCUUCGGGGGCGGUCUCGGCGCGGCGCCUCUGGGGGCUCCCCGCCGCGAGACUGGCCCUCCGGUGUUAUUGCUGAUGUGUCUGGGAGGUUUUUCUUCUUUUCUCUGUCUGUUCAUAUCCGGACUCCAUUUUCAAGUUUACAGCA